Molecule: messenger RNA, 4398 nt
Organism: Mirounga angustirostris (Northern elephant seal)
Lineage: Eukaryota; Metazoa; Chordata; Mammalia; Carnivora; Phocidae
Gene: REXO5
Product: RNA exonuclease 5
Exons: 21
Coding region: 244-2880 (878 amino acids)
Cellular component (GO): nucleus
Molecular function (GO): exonuclease activity; RNA binding
Source: RefSeq, a predicted model, not a curated record
UGAACAGCUUGACGGGUGACGUGGGGGCUGCCUGAGACCUCGGAACGGCCUACCAGGCGCUGUCACGUCCAUUCGUUUCCCGAGGCCUACAAUGGGCUGACAGUGGCUCAAGGCCACACAGUCCGAACCCCGGUUCUUCCAACAACGCGCAGAGGGCGGCCUGAGGCUCGAGACCGAGAUGCAAGCAGAGACCUUUCAGUCCGGGCCAGACAGUGCGGGUCGGAGACCCCGGGGCUGCAGAGAAUGAAGGCUGAUACCGCGGAUGCCCACUGCCCAGACCUGCUGCAGACGCCGCACCCGACCAGGAGCCACCCCCAGGCCAGAAACCCCCCCCCCUUACCGCGCAAGCUCCUUGGUCGCCAUUCCCGGCACUCCUUACUCCUCCCAGCCCAACUGCGGGAAGUUGUUAACCCCCCACUUCCGGUCCGUUCAAACCCCUGGCGCGUCGGAGGCGGCAGUUGCGGCCGCGGCUCUGGCUGCGACCUCAUGGAUCCCGAGAGGGAGAGGACCGGGAGGCACCUCAAGAAGGGCAGAAAGAGGAGGCGGGCCGCGAACACGCUGGUCGGGGCGGCUGAGGCGAUGAGAGCCCGUUGGACUCUGGAGGAGAGGCAGCCUGAGGCCAAGAAAGCCCGCUUAUCUACCAUUUUAUUUGCUGAAAACUGUGAAGUGACCCACGAUCAGUUAUGUGAAUUGCUGAAGUAUGCAGUUCUGGGCAAAUCCAGUGUUCCUAAACCCAGCUGGUGCCAACUUUUCCACCAAAACCACCUGAACAACGUGGUGGUUUUUGUACUGCAGGGAAUGAGCCAGCUACACUUUUACAGGUUCUAUUUGGAAUUUGGAUUUCUCCGAAAGUCAUUCAGACACAAAUUCCGCUUGCCACCACCAUCAUCUAAUUUCCUAGCUGAUAUCAUUGGAUUGCAAAAGAAACAAGUAACGGGGGAUCUAUCCAAGAUGGUGGAAGGGUCUUUACCUUCUGCCAGUUCAAAAGUCAGCAUCAACCUGCAGAAUGACCCUAUUAUUCAAAAAUAUGGCUCUAAGAAAGUGGGCUUAACCAGAUGCCUUCUCACAAAGGAGGAAAUGAAAACAUUUCACUUUCCAUUACAGGGUUUUCCUGACUGUGAAAACUUUGUACCUACCAAAUGUAAUGGUUCUAUAACAGACAACAGUCCUCUCUUUGGACUUGACUGUGAAAUGUGCCUCACAUCCAAGGGGAGAGAGCUAACACGCAUCUCACUGGUUGCUGAAGGAGGCUGCUGUGUUAUGGAUGAACUCGUUAAACCUGACAACAAGAUUAUGGACUACCUUACCAGCUUUUCAGGAAUCACAAAGAAGAUUCUUAACCCAGUGACAACCAAACUCAAAGAUGUACAGAGACAUUUAAAAGCACUGCUUCCUCCUGAUGCUGUGUUAGUGGGCCAUUCCUUAGACUUGGAUCUCAGAGCACUGAAAAUGAUACAUCCAUAUGUUAUUGAUACAUCAUUGCUUUAUGUCAGAGAGCAGGGCAGAAGAUUUAAGCUAAAGUUCUUAGCCAAAGCUAUUUUGGGGAAGGAUAUACAGUGUCCAGAUAGGCUUGGUCAUGAUGCCAUAGAAGAUGCUAGAACCACCCUUGAAUUGGCUCGGUAUUUCCUUAAGUAUGGCCCAAGGAAGAUUGCAGAACUAAAUCUGGAGGCACUAGCUAGUCACCAAGAAUUGUUAGCAGCAGGCCAAGAGCUGAGAAAUACAGCAGAAAUAGUUUAUCAGCCAAACACAAGUGUUUUAGAAUGCUUGGACUUAAUGGGUCAGAAGCUCCUUUUCUUGACCCGGGAAGCAGAAACUAGUGAACUUUGUUCUGCCGGAAACUGUCAAACUAUUAAGUGCCUUUCAAAUAAAGAGGUUCUUGAGCAGGCCAGAGUGGAAAUCCCCCUGUUUCCCUUCAGCAUUGUCCAGUUCUCUUUUGAACCCUUUUCACCCAACCUCACUGAGGAGAUGAACAAGAGGAUGAGAAUCAAGUGGACAGAGAUGUCAACUGUUUAUGCUGGGCCAUUUAGCAAAAAUUGCAACCUCAGGGCUCUGAAAAGGCUGUUUAAGAGCUUUGGCCCAAUCCGGUCAAUGACUCUUGUUCUUGAAACCCAUCAGCCACAUCUCUGUAUACAAUAUGAAGUCCUGGAAGCUGCCCAGCUGGCCAUAGAAUCCUUGGAUGGCAUUCUGGUAGAAGGUGCCUGCAUUAAGGUGCAGAGGCCUGUGACAGAGCUCACCCUUGAUUGUAACACUCUUGUGAAUGAGCUAGAACAAGAUUCUGAGAACCGAGGUACUAUAUACCUGUCUGGAGUGAGCGAAACCUUUAAAGAACACCUAUUGCAGCAGUCCAACCUCUUCCUUGGCCUGGAAGCUGUCAUCUUGCCUAAAGAUCUUAAAAGUGGAAAGCAAAAAAGAUACUGUUUCCUGAAAUUCAAAACUUUUGGCAGUGCCCAAAGGGCCCUCAACAUUCUCAAAGGCAAGCACUGGAAGCUGAAAGGCCGGCAUGCCCUAACCCCCAGGCAUCUCCAUGCUUGGCUCAGGGGCUUACCUCCUGAAUCAAGAAGGCCCCCAGGGGUUCGUGUCAUACCUCCCCCCUCCGAGCAGCAAGCCUUACAGGCUCUGAAGGUGGACCACCCAAAGAUAGCAGCCUGGCGCUGGGGCCGGAAGAUAGGAAAGCUCUACCACAGCCUGGGCCCAGGCACUCUCUGCCUCAUCUUGCUGCCAGGAACCAAGAGCACUCAUGGAUCAUUCUCUGGCCUAGGACUGAUGGGAAUAAAAGAUGAAGAGGAAAGCACCACCCCAAACAUGUGUUCAAAUUCGACCUGUGCCCACUCCCAUCAGAAAGCAGCAGAAGUUGCAGCAGCCGCUGCCACCACCAACUAAGGCCUCACGAAUGACAGUCCCGGACCCAGAGAUUCAGCGCCGGGGCAGAAGGAGCCGGCCCAUGGAAGAGGCAGAACCUGAAGAAUCACAUUCCUACAGGGUGUGGGAGGCUCGUUCAAAAUGGAACUGUGGGAUCCCUGGAAAUGGUUAAUAGGCUGGAUUUAACCUGUAGAGUUAUUAUUUGGGCUUUCUAGCUUCAGACUAGAUCAAAUGGUAUGACUGCGUGCAACAGAGACUGGUCUGCGUCCCCAGCACCCAGGCUCUUCCUCAGGUGACUAGCCAGUUUUCACUAGAGAAGAUCCUUCUCCUGAACUCUUGGCCACAUAGUUGGGUGGGGCUCACAAUGGACUAUGUGACUCAGGCCCAGCUGGGCCUCACAUACCCCUGGAUUCAAUGACUGGGUUAGGGAUAUACAGGUGACCUCAGCAGACAGAACAAAUCUUAGCACUGAAAGUAAAGGAAGCUGGAGCUGCUGCAGUCAUCCCGCCACAGAGAGCCACCAGAGAAAAUAGUAAUGCCUACCAAACAGUCACUGUGAGGAUUAAAUGGUCCCUUCUUAUCAUAUGGGUCUCACUUCAAAUGUAUGUAGGACCCACGAAUGAAAUCACUGCCAAGAGACAAAGAGAAAAUGAAUUCUGAAGGCAUUAUCUGCACCCAGAAUCCAACCGUACUACCUAAAGUCAGAUCAAAGCCUGAGCCCCACAGUUAUGCGAGCCAAUGAAUUCCUCUUUUGCAUAAGCCAGAUGUCAGGUUUUCGGUCACAACAGAGAGAGUCCCUACUAACAAACACAUUGCUAUGUCACUCAGAUCUCUUCUGCUCACAGAGCAAAGAAAGAAGAUCUGAUGCCUAGGUUCUUCUGAUUCAUCAUCCAGGACCAAGUUACUAGGCCACAAUUUCACCCCUUAGCUGAACACCAGGACAAAUAAUCCCAAACUCGAGCAAACUGUAACAUUCUAUUGCAACUGGGUGGACCACCAGGAUGCCAUUUAAAAGCUGAUAUGACUAAUGAGCAAAAGCACCCUUCCAAUUGCAAUUUUUACAACCUUCGGCCUCCUUCAAGCAGACAGGCCACAGAGCACUUAACAGCUGCUUUCUUCUGUUGUGUACGCAUGUUCUGUCAUCUUCAUGUUCCCAAGGAGGAACCUCCUCCCAGCACUCAGACACCACGUGAAAAGCUGUAAAGCAAGAGCUCCUGGAAGUCUUUCUCUGUGCAAUAACAACAUGAUCAAUCUUCCAGCUGAAACAGAUAUUUGAUCUAAACCACAUCCUAUGAAACUGAAAGGCCAGAUCUGACCAGAAUUUGGCUACCCUCUUGGUUUCAAUUACUAUUGCUGAAACAAUUUCUCUCUGGUUUCAAGCACUGAAGAGCCUAUUUAGAAAGUAUUCAGGUUUUAAAAACUGUAACAGGAAAUGCUUGUGUUUGUGUGCCUUUAUUGGAAAUACAUUCCCUGCAGGUUGAAACUUGAGGCCUCAAGUUUUGGGGUUUAUUUUUUUAUUUCAAACAGUUACUUAUUUCA